AUGUUUGGCAGCGCUGUGUACUGACAGGGGCAGACGAUAAGACGGUUUACGGUGUUUACGAUCUCAUUCAAUUUUCAUUCAGUUUUCAGCUGUCAACAAAGGAAAUGAAAAUCAUUGUAAAGCCUCUCACUGAAAAGGAAUUCGAAGUCGAGGUGAAUCCAGAAUGUAAUGUCGAACACUUGAAACAGUUGAUUGAAAGAAGAUGCAAUAUGCCAGGAGUUCAGCAGCAGAGACUAGUUCAUCUAGGAAAAACGCUUACAGAUGGUUCUUCACUCUCAACAUACAAACUUGCCGAGGGCUCUAAAAUUCACCUCUUUACCAAGAAAAUUGAAGAGGCUGGGACCAAGCGCAGUGGUUUGGAUAUAGCACUCUUCAAUGCAUUGAAGAGUCAUCUAACAAAGGAAGAAAUCGAUAAAGUGAUAAUUGAAUUCAACAAAGAAUUACAAACAGCAUUCACAAACUAUAGUCUGGAUGACAUUGAACGAUUGGCUGUCAAUCUGUUGAGAUAAAUUCUUCUCAUUUCCAACCUAUUUCUAUUCAAUUUAAUGGACUAAUAAUUAAUAAAUACUUUUUGUGAUGCU
Messenger RNA from Daphnia pulex (common water flea), 581 nucleotides. Its product is annotated as deubiquitination-protection protein dph1-like. Gene Ontology annotation, molecular function: protein binding. NCBI's taxonomy places the organism in Eukaryota, Metazoa, Arthropoda, Branchiopoda, Diplostraca, Daphniidae. Gene Ontology annotation, biological process: post-translational protein targeting to endoplasmic reticulum membrane. The coding region runs from base 105 to 509 and encodes 134 amino acids. The transcript has 3 exons. The record is from RefSeq and is a predicted model, not a curated record.